AUGUCGAGACCUGAACAACUUGCACCUCCAGAAGUGUUCUACAAUGACUCAGAGUCGUUCAAGUAUACUGCCUCCACUCGUGUGCAGCAUAUUCAAGCUAAGAUGACCUUGAGAGCAUUAGAACUCUUAAACUUGGAAAAGGAAGCACCACACUUUAUACUAGACCUUGGAUGUGGUUCAGGAUUGUCUGGAGAAAUCUUGACUGAAGAAGGAUAUAACUGGCUUGGUAUGGAUAUUUCACCAAGUAUGUUGGCAACUGGAUUGGAUCGUGAUGUAGAAGGAGAUUUAUUCCUUAGUGAUAUGGGUAAUGGAGUUCAUUUCAGAGCUGGUACUUUCGAUGCAGCUAUUUCUAUCUCUGCCAUUCAAUGGUUAUGUAACGCUGAUACUGCCAAUGUUGAUCCUAAGAAGAGAAUGUUACGUUUCUUCAACUCUUUAUAUGCAUCAUUGAAAAGAGGAGGGAAAUUUGUUGCACAAUUUUACCCCAUGAACGAUGCUCAAACUGAAUCACUUUUAGGAGCUGCCAAAGUUGCCGGCUUUGGUGGUGGGUUGAUCAUCGAUGAUCCAGAAUCUAAGAGACAUAAGAAGUAUUACAUGGUUCUUACUGCUGGUCAAGCUGAAAGAAACAUUAAUUUGGCAGGUGCUGAAAUGGAUGCUCCAGAACAGGUUAAAAAGGUUAAUAAGAAACUUUCCAAGAAGUUUGAAUCAAAGAAGGAUUUCAUUGCUAGAAAGAAGGAAACCAUGAAGAGAAGAGGUAAGAAGGUUGCACAAGAUUCCAAAUUUACUGGUAGAAAGAGACGUGCUCGUUUCUAA
Messenger RNA from [Candida] anglica, 810 nucleotides. NCBI's taxonomy places the organism in Eukaryota, Fungi, Ascomycota, Pichiomycetes, Serinales, Debaryomycetaceae. The record is from the annotation of a GenBank genome assembly.